Molecule: messenger RNA, 4134 nt
Organism: Scedosporium apiospermum
Lineage: Eukaryota; Fungi; Ascomycota; Sordariomycetes; Microascales; Microascaceae
Exons: 2
Coding region: 1-4134 (1377 amino acids)
Biological process (GO): microtubule cytoskeleton organization; establishment of mitochondrion localization; maintenance of protein location in cell cortex
Cellular component (GO): cell cortex; mitochondrion
Molecular function (GO): tubulin binding; phospholipid binding
Source: RefSeq, a predicted model, not a curated record
AUGGCCAUGUGGGAAACCGAGGAUGAGUACAGCGGCCCAACCGCUGCUGCUUCCCUUCCGACGCCACAAGAUACCCCGUAUCGAACGCCCUCCCGCCGGAGUUCGAGGAGAUCGCGAAGAUCCGCAACGCCGCCGGGGCAAGGAUCAUCCCCACCGCCCAUUCCGUCAAGUGACCGCAUCGAUAAGAGGUCAUCUAAGGAUAUCUCGACAGAUGAGACCAUAAGCAUCCUGGAUCCUCGCCGUUUUACGCCAACCCUUCAUGCCAACCUAGUCGCCGAGAUCUUGUCACUGCGCAGAGACCAGGAGGAAAAGACGAAGUUUAUCGAGGACCUCGAGACAUCACUGCAAGCGGCACGAGAAGAACAAGAGUCCCUCCAAGAAAACGUCACAAAUACGACCAAGGAGAAUAGGUCAUUAAAACGUCAACUAACCCUUCUAGAAGGCGGAACGUCCUCAGCCUUGGGGGAGUUAGCACGAGAGCGAGAUGAAGCAAUCGAUUCGGUGACAGAAACUAAGAAGCGGCUCGAAGCGGCGCAGAAGAAGGUGCGAGCCCAGGAAGAGGAUUCCGAAAGGGUUCACAAGCAGUGGGCGAACGAAAAGGACGCCUGGGAAGAGGAAAAGCGUAAAUAUGAGCGUCGGGUCCACGUUGCUGAGAGCCGUUUGAAGGUCGUCCUUGAUGAGGUGGCAGCCUACCAAGCCGCUCACGCAAAUGGCUUACAAAACGGCAUAGAGAGCGAGGCCGAGGAUAUGCCCAAGGAUAACGAUGCUGCCAGCGUCAGGACGAUGAGCAUGACGAACAGUAUCCGUUUCUCAGUGCUCAGUGGUCCCAACGCCGCGAAGCUUAACGGUCAUUCUCUCGCUGACGAGCUUAAUUUCGAUGGCGACGAUGACUGGCAGACGGACAAUGACGGCAGGGAAAGCGUGCUCUCUAACCACAAUCACGUUCGGAACAUGAGUAGGGAUAGUGUUAUGUCUCGUAUGCACAGGCGCAAUCAAAGCAUGGAGAGCCUCAGGCGGCCUGGAAGCGUCGCUCGUGGCAGACUCUUUGUCAACCAGUCUGUCUUAGAGAUUUUGGAGGACGGCAUCGGCGAGGAUGACGAGACAGCCGAGUCACAGCCACCUAAACCGACGUAUACCGACACCGGUAUUCAGUACUCGCCUCCACCCUCGCCAAAGCUACAACCCUCCAAGCCGUCUACCCCGGAGCCUGUUGCACGCUUCGAGAAGGCUCAGGAUUGGGAUAGUCCGUCAGGUCGUGGCUCUCCUCGCGGUGACAAUGAAAUCGAGGCAAACCAGAGGAGGAAGCGAGUACACCACGGCCGUCCUUUGAGUAUUGAUCCAAUGAAGAGCCAUGUUCACCAGAUGGUCUCGGCCGGGUCCCAGACGAUUGAGGGGCCCCUGAGUCCGCCUAAGACUCCGAAGUCACCGUUCCGAUCAAUUACUCCGCCGCCAGUUGUGGCACAGCCUACCCCACUGCCCGUGCCCAUGGUAUCAUCUUCGACUCAGACUGACCCGCCACCACUCCCACGACCUGACACCUUCCCUAUGCCUCAGCUAUCGAUUCCUAGCAUCAGCAUCGUCCCUCCCACCAGUCGCCCGACCACGCCGCGGGAACCUCGUUUGCCCCAAUACUUCAAGGAUUUCGGCUGCCAGGUGAACAUGACGAAGACGGUGGAGGUGUCAUCGAUUGCGGUACAGACGGAAGAGAUUCGAAUCGACCAGCGUCUUGCCCAACUCCCCGAGCAUCUGCGUCCUUCGGCCAUCACCUCGCGGCCCCCCACACCGGCCAGCCCAAUGGAGGACGGGCGGCAAUUCACCCCUAUUCCUGGCAACCUGCCACCUAGGAACCCUAGGCGCCUAUUAAGCAGGACAAGUGUGCCAGAGAUCCCGUCCUCACCCCCGCCUCAAAUCCCGACCGGUCCAGAGGAGACUCAUGAUGCUUAUCCCGGCAAUAACGACGAUGGCCCCCUGUCCAGCCAGAAGGCCCCAGUCAAGCGACCUCACCGAAUCAGCAGCCUCUUCGCAGGAUUCGAUGGUGGCAGCUCUGACGAAGCUGAUGAAUUCGCAGAGGCCGAUGUUAGCGACUCGGAAUUCCGAACCGCCUUAUCCGCCCCUCGACCAAAGGGGGCCACCAGCGCUGCGCCUAGGACUUCUAAACGAAAUUCUUCCGGAACUUCCAGUUCCAUGUCUCCCGAACAGUUCAUGUCGUCACGCCGCAAUUCUAGUAGGAGUUCGGUAAGGCCUCUAGGCAGCGCGGAGAUAUAUAGUAGCUAUAGUCUUCCUGAGGGACGUGAACCACUCUCUAGGCGACCAUCAUUGAAGCGCUCUCUUCGGUCUUACGAAAAGACGGCGGUGAUUGGAACCGCCAGCAAGGUCAACAUCAUGCGCAGGGCAGCUAUGAUCCAAAGCGGAAUUGCUACCCAUCAAGGACGAGCUCGAACCCCGAGCUUCACCGACGCUCGUGACCCGCCAUUCCCUAUUCCCACGAGGGCUAGCUCCCGACGACCACCAAUUAGCGCCAGCGCGCCAAGUGAUGGCCAACGAAGCCCCACGCGAUCUGGUGAAAGCUGGCAUCGACGAGGUAGCAGUCGGAGCCACUACCGUGCCAACAGCAUCCGCAAGGUUCGUUCUGCGGCAGCAAUUCCUGUCAAGCCAAGGUAUAGGAGACAUGGCAGCAGAUCACCGCCACCGCUCUUCCAUGAACCCAUUGACCCCCCUGAGAGUCCAAGCCUCCCUCCACUUCCAUCCAACGAUAUCACCACCCCUCGAAACAGGGCGGGUAGUGGAACGAGGUACAGGGUUCAUCAGUCCCAGCCGUCCACCAACACAGCCUUCACUAGUUACACGGACUAUGCAGCCUCCACCUCUCAAAGCACUGGCGUUGUUGACGCCAUCGCUCAGACGAUGGUUGGUGAGUGGAUGUUCAAGUACGUGCGAAGGAGAAAGUCUUUUGGCGUUCCAGAAGCGAGCAAUAGGGAUGAGACAAGCAACGACCGGCAUAAGCGGUGGGUAUGGCUAGCGCCCUAUGAGCGCGCUAUCCUAUGGAGUAGCAAGCAGCCUUCCAGCAACAGCACACUCAUGGGCAAGUCGGGCCGCAAAUUCACAAUUCAAUCUGUGCUCGAUGUCAAGGAUGAUAACCCAAGCCCGAAGGGUAAUCCAACUCUGUUUAACCGAUCAAUCCUCAUCCUGACCCCGCAACGGGCACUUAAAUUCACGGCGGUGUCAGCUGAGCGACAUUACAUCUGGUUGACGGCAUUAUCCUUCCUUGCGCAUUCGUCGCAGGCCAUCCCUGAAAUAGUGGCGGUUCAGCCACCGAAACCUAUCCCAGACUUUGAAUUACCACGGCCUAAACCAAGGCGGCCAGGAAUCCGUGACUCCAUUCGGCUCACUAAGAGCAAGGCCGCCUUCAGUAAAGCUGGCCCUCCGAGCGUACCUAGUAUUCCUGACGAACCGCCACCGUCGCAAAUAGGGGACAUAUCGACGUAUAGGAACCCCGACGCUUUCCCGCCCCUUCCCGGCAACCACCAACGUGAUGGCUCCCGUGAAGCCGCCGAGCCUCCCUACAUCCCAAGAUUCCAUGAGCGGAAUUUCCAGGAUAGAGGUAUCCAAGAACGAGCUAACAACGUCAUGGUCCAUGGCCGCAAGCGAAGCAAUACAGGUGGCCAUGUUCCACCACCAUUGUCCUUCCGGGGGUUUUCGGGCCCUGCCGGAAGCGGUUCCUAUCAGCAUACCGCAACGAAUAGCGUAGCGGGGGCCAGCAUUGGUACUGCCGGUUCGUCGGAUAUCUACCAGUCUCAAGCCUCGAGCACCGGAACGUGGGCCAUGAGCAACACGGCGUCUCAGCGGACAUCGGAAGCAUCCUCUCGCCCAAGCAAUUUUUUCGAUGCGAUCGGAACCGUCCGGAUGGAGGCAUUUAUCAGUCCACUUGCGUUCCCAAGACUGGACGGUUACCCUGAUGAGCUAGACGAAUUCCAAAACUUCGCGAGGAGAAGAAGCAAAGAACUUCGGAGGCGCAAUAGCCGCAAUCGAAAUCGUGACAGCUACCAUUCACGCGGUACGCGAGCCACGGACGACUGGAGUAGAAAUGGAGAGGAUGACUUCUUUUCUCGAGAUGAUCCAUUCAAAGGCUUUUGA